Messenger RNA from Funneliformis mosseae, 152 nucleotides. NCBI's taxonomy places the organism in Eukaryota, Fungi, Glomeromycota, Glomeromycetes, Glomerales, Glomeraceae. The record is from the annotation of a GenBank genome assembly.
AGACAGCCAAAGGUAAAGAAGAAAAAAUAAAGGGGGUUCGAUAUGACAAUAUUAUAAGCCGCAGGAAUAACAGUGAGAGGUGGCCUAGAACCGAUAUAAUCAUCGACACAUUAAAGACUACCCAAGCUCGGUAUAUGCUACAACCUACAAAG